GUCUCUAUGACGGGCUACAGCUUUCUUCUCAAAGUGGGUUUAUAUAGAAAGGAAACGAGCAAUAAACCAUUGAUAGAAGAUGCUUCGACUGAAAAUUUUUGUACUUCUGAUUAUCGCCACUGGAUUGGUUAUUUCGGAAGGUAGUGACAUAUCGGUGUCUCCCAAUGCCCAGAUACCAGAGACAACACCAGAGACUAACACAAUGUGUCCCAACAGCAUCGGAAUGACGGAUGAGAUAAGAUUGACUUAUCUUAAUUUGCACAACGAUCGAAGGAGUAUGCUUGCAUUAGGGCAAGCAGUCAAGAACGACCAGACAUACAUGCCAGGUGCUAAAAAUAUGCUGAAAUUAACAUAUGACUGUGAAUUGGAAGUUUCGGCGCUGCAAUAUGCUGGUCAAUGUCCUAAAAUUGGAUCCGAGGACGGCUCAAGAGGUGGACAAGGGGAAAAUUUUUUCCAACUUACCGAAACUGGAAUGGACUUCUUGAAUGCAGCUAAAACGUCUGCUCGUUCGUGGUACUCAGUUGUUAUCAAGUAUCCCGGCCUUGGAAAAACCGCAAAAUAUAGGGCUAAUCACGUAGGAACUCCGAUCAUAACAUUCACUCAGAUGGUGUGGGCUACGUCAAGCAAAAUGGGUUGUGCGAUUGUACAUUGUCCGCCUCUCUAUACUGCUGUUUGCCGAUACUCUCCAGCAGGUAAUAUCGUUGGCGAAACUGUCUACGAACCCGGUGAAGCUUGUGCAAAUUGUCCUUCUGGGACGGAAUGCAAGUGGCUUGAGGCUACGGGCCUUUGUGGUUGAAAAGUAAAAUAAAAUAUGGCAAACAAUUUUAUAGUUUGAGAAAAUUUCAUCGUAAC
Molecule: messenger RNA, 852 nt
Organism: Cylicocyclus nassatus
Lineage: Eukaryota; Metazoa; Nematoda; Chromadorea; Rhabditida; Strongylidae
Source: the annotation of a GenBank genome assembly